Pieris brassicae (large cabbage white) is the source of this 5979-nucleotide messenger RNA. Its product is annotated as cubilin-like. The record is from RefSeq and is a predicted model, not a curated record. The transcript has a single exon. Gene Ontology annotation, molecular function: calcium ion binding. Bases 1 to 5979 code for a protein of 1992 amino acids. NCBI's taxonomy places the organism in Eukaryota, Metazoa, Arthropoda, Insecta, Lepidoptera, Pieridae.
AUGACUUACUUUUUUUUGAAGUUACUAUUCUUAAUUCUUUGUAUUGUGCGUUCAAAGAGUGAUAUUUAUAAAAAUCGACCAAAAAUUAAAACAGCUGAUGGUGAUUUAAUAAUUGAAUCUUCCUACAAUAAAAAUAUAUAUUUAAAACCAAAUGGUCCAAGAUCAAGUAUUUUUGUCGGAAACAUUAAUGUACUGGACAUAAAUAUUACCAAGAAAGAAGAUAUUUGGAAGCCAUCAUUUGAAUACAGCAACAGUGACCGAGGUAAUAAAAUUGCAGAUCCCAAUGACAUUAUAGGAAGAAUUGAACGCUUGGAAAGCUUUAGUACAACAUUGCCUUCUACAAUUUCUUUAAAUGUCACAUACCUCACACGACAAAUUAAUACAUUAAGAAACAGAAUACGCACCAUUCAGAGUUUAAUUAACAGGAAAGGAAAGGAGGAAUGUCAGUCACAUCCCUGCGAGAACGGCGGGACGUGUUUAAAUCUUGUCAAUGGAUAUUAUUGCUUAUGUCCGUCCAAUUGGAAAGGAGUUAAUUGUGAUGAAGAUGUUAAUGAAUGUAGAAAUUAUGCUGGCACAGAUUUAGGCUGCCAAAAUGGUGCUACAUGCAUUAACAGGCCUGGCUCAUACGAGUGUAUUUGUAAGCCCGGAUGGUUUGGCCUACACUGUACCAGAAAAGAGAGAAAUUGUACUGGCAAUGACUUUGAAAUUUGCGGGCAUGGCACCUGUUUACAAGUUACCACUGGUGUCGGAAUUAAGUGCCUCUGUGAUCAGGGAUGGACAACAAAUGACACAAGUAUAGCAUGUCUCACAGACGUAAAUGAAUGUUUAUCAUCUCAAGGUCCUCGGUGUUCCGUAAACCCACCCGUCGAAUGUAUUAACCUACCUGGUUCAUUUGUUUGUGGCUCUUGUCCUGUCGGUUAUGAAGGAGAUGGUUACGUUUGUCAUGAUGUCGAUGAAUGUCUCACUUUGCCGAACGGUGGAUGCAGUUUGAGCCCCAGAGUAUCUUGUCAUAACACGAUAGGUUCUCGACUCUGUGGCUCCUGUCCACCGGGCUUUGAAGGUGACGGUGUUACCUGCACAUGGAGGGGUUCAUGUAGCAUUAACAGUGGUGGCUGCCAUCCUUCCGCUCAAUGUAUUGAAAUUCCUGGCUAUGGAGGACAAAUAGUGCAAUGUGUUUGCCCACGGGGCAUGUCAGGAGAUGGAAUUGGUACUAACGGAUGCUUUGUAGCUUCAAAUAAACUAAGAAAUGGUACUGGAUGCGAAAACAAUCCUUGUGGGGCAAACGGCGUGUGUCAUCAACUUCGUUACGGAUACACUUGUAUAUGUGAUGAAGGAUAUGGCGGCGUUCACUGUGACAUUCAAGCUGGUAUCUGUUCCAACAACCCCUGUUUAAAUGGUGGAACGUGUAGAAGUAAUGGAAGAUUGGCACGACGAUUUCGAUGUGAAUGUACGGCUAUGUUUACGGGAGAUUUGUGUCAACUUCGAGUAGAAACAUGUGGUGGUGUGCUCGACGCGGAAGAAGGUAGUAUAAUUUAUCCUCCAACUAACACAACAUAUAGACCCAAUGCACGAUGCGCUUGGGUAAUACACACAUCCCCAGAUAAAGUUAUUAAUGUGACCUUUAGUAAAUUUCAUUUAGAACAUCACGCCGAAUGUUAUUAUGAUUUUGUUCAAAUUCAUGACGGAAGAAGUUCAGCCAGCCAGCUAGUAGGUAGGUUUUGUGGUACUGAUCUGCCAAAAGGAGGAAAUAUUAUAUCUAGUCACAACAAUUUAUACUUUUGGUUUCGUUCCGAUCAAACUAUAUCGGCAGAGGGAUUUGCCUUACAUUGGAAUAGUAUAAGUCCAAUUUGUGGAGGUGUUAUUGAUGCUACUCAGCAUGGCCGGGUAAAUUCGCCAGGUUCACCUGGCCCAUAUCCCCCAAAUCGUGAUUGCUAUUGGCGCUUAAAUACAAAUUUACGUAAGAGAAUACAAUUACAUUUUUUCCAGUUGGAUUUGGAAACACACCCAAAUUGUAGUUUUGAUUAUCUAGCAAUAUACGACGGAUUACACGUAACCGAUCCAUUAUUAAAUAAAUACUGUAAUUCCUCUCAACCGGCACCUGUGCAAUCGUCGAGUCCCGAAAUACUUAUUCAUUUCCAUUCUGAUGCCUAUGGGUCUGGAAAAGGCUUUCAAAUCACGUAUGCCCCCGUGGAAGGUGUGCCUGGUUGCGGUGGCUUUUAUACUGCUGACAAAGGUGAAAUAACUUCCCCGAGUUACAACAAUAAAUAUCUUAAUAAUCUUAUAUGCGAUUACAAAAUACAAACUAGCCCCGAAACAAAAGUACGACUCACAUUUCGGUCUUUCAAUUUAGAGAGGUCGUUUCGAUGUAGAUUUGAUUAUAUCGUAAUUUAUGACGGACCUAAUGAGGAUUCUAAACUGGUAGGCAAAUUUUGUGGCAAUUCGAUUCCAAAGACUUACACGUCGUCUUCUAAUAGUUUAUUUAUUAGAUUUAAAUCAGACCAAAGCAUAUCUUCAGGUGGGUUUAAAGUUGCGUACGAAUCUAUUUGCCACAAAACAAUAAUGGGAGAUAGUGGAAUUAUAAAAUCACCAGGCUAUCCUUUCAAAUAUCCCAAAAAUACAGUAUGUGAAUAUGUCAUAGGUACAUCUCCGGGGAAAAUUAUACAGUUGUCAUUUCAAGAUUUCGAUAUUGAAGAUAAUCGAUUUUAUAAUUGUCAAUAUGACUAUGUAGAAGUCCGUGACGGACCAACAUCUAAUUCAUCACUACUUGGUAGAUAUUGUGGCGGUUCAGAUCACAUCCCACCCAUACAAACGUCUUCUUUCAAUUAUUUGUUCAUCGGAUUCCACUCUGACAUGAGUAUAUCGGGGACAGGAUUUUUCGCAAAUUAUACGACUUUAGAUAUAGAAUGCGGAGGUAUUUAUAGAGAAACAACGGGACUUAUAAACUAUCCGGCUUCCGGUAAGGUAUAUUAUAGCAACGAUCAGUCGUGUACGUGGGUUUUGAUUGCGCCCGAAGCAAUGCACAUUAAAUUGACGUGGAAUAGAUUCGAUACUGAGACACAGUUCACUUGUGAAAAUGACUUUCUAGAACUGAUUGAAAUUGAUGAUGAUUAUAUUAAUGGGACAAGUUUAGGUAAAUAUUGCGGUAAAUCUCUUCCACCAGCUUUAACUACCACAUCAAACAAACUAAUGUUAAAGUUUCAAUCGGAUAAAAGCGUCAGUGGUCUCGGAUUUUCUCUUUCAUAUUCCUUUUUAGAUGAAAAAUCACACUGUGGCGGCGUUUAUAUUAAAACGAGCGGUUACAUAUAUUCACCGGGGUGGCCGGACAAUUACGAACCCAACAAAGAUUGUACUUGGACGAUUACUGUGCCUGAAGGCCAACAAAUUGCGUUAAAGAUUAAAGAUUUUGAUUUAGAAAUGCCUAUUAGAGAAAAAUGUGAUUUAGGUGAUUAUUUGUUGAUUAGAGAUGGAUCAUCCGAUAGCGCAUCUUUGCUUGCUAAAUUAUGUGGCUCUUUUAAAACAAAACGUAUCGUCUCCACCGCUCACAAUCUUUACAUUCACUUCCAUUCCGAUUUCUAUUUAUCGGGGAAAGGAUUUAGUAUAGAAUGGGAUGGAGCACUAAGGGGCUGUGGCGGUACAUUAACAAGCGUCGCCGGGUCGAUAUCCUCUCCUAAUUAUCCACAAAAUUAUAACGACGAUGCGGAAUGCUUCUAUAAAAUUGUUACGAGUAGCGGCUCGCGUAUUCGAAUUGUAUUUGCAGACUUGGACUUAGAACAAACAAUGAACUGUAGGGACGACUAUGUAGAAAUAUAUGACGGACGCGAUGUCUAUGCCCCUAGUUUAGGGAGGUUUUGUGAAUUAAAUAAUAAUCAGACCAGUAUUGAAACUAAAAGUAACUAUGCAUUCAUAAAGUUUAGAUCAGAUGUAUUUUUGGGUGGCAAAGGAUUUUUGCUUAAUUAUGAAACUAUUUGUAAUACAAAUAUAAGCGGCAGCUACGGCGUUAUAGAAAGUCCUGGAUAUCCUAACAAUUAUCCUCUCAGUUUGAAUUGUCUUUGGAACAUCACAGUUGGAUUAGGUAAUAGAAUAAAUGUUACUUUCACCCAUUUUAACAUUUUUUCUUUUCAAUAUAGACCCCGAUUAAGAGGUAUUCCACCUUGGAAUAGGUAUCAGAGUCCUUGGGUCGUACAUAGUCGUCCUUUUCAUUUUUCUCCCUUAUAUACACAAGGAGGAACACAAUGCGAAUCAUAUUUACAAUUUAAGGAGUUAACCGAAGAAAAUUUUUCGAACAAGCACUGCGGUACCUCACUGCCAGCUCCAAUUUCAACGAAAAGUAAUUCUAUGCAAAUUAAUUUUGUCAGUGGCUAUUUCAAUGCUGCUAAUGGAUUCAGGCUGGAAUGGGUGAAAGAUGGAUGUGGCGCAUACUUGAAAAAACAGCGUGGUGAGAUUGAACUACCUAAGAAUAUAAAAUAUUCUAAGAACGGCCUAGAAUGUGAAUGGGUGAUAGAAACGCAACCAGGUAGCCGAGUGACCGUUAUAUUAAACGAUGUGUUUGUCGAGGAGACUAAGAACUGUACAGUCGAUUCCAUCGAAUUUUAUAAUGGACAAAGCAGUUCAUCCCAUUUGAUAAGUAAAAUAUGUCACCGGGGCUCUAACACCAUCCAAUCAAGCAGUAACUAUAUCUUUAUAAAGUUUGUUAAAAAGUCUUCGUUACGAGAUGUCUACUUUUCAGCUUAUUAUGAUUCGGAUACGUCUGGGUGCGGUGGUGGCAUAACGUCUCGCACCGGUGUUAUAACGUCCGAAAACUAUCCGAAAAACUACAAUGAUAAUAUGGAUUGCUUAUGGUACAUAACCGUACCAGAUAAUCAUAGAAUAGAAUUGAAUUUUCUGGACCUUGAUCUCUACUCGGUCGAUGACGACGAUGAAAGCUAUUGUGGUGACUCCAUUAAAAUUUAUGAAAAUUCGUAUAUUGCUAAUAGUAACUAUACUCAUCUUAUAUGCCCCCAAUCAAACAUAUCUCAAAUAAUUACCAACACACCUUAUAUGGUAUUACAAUUUACUUCGGACUCAUUUGGCUCGGCGAAAGGAUUUAAAGCUAACUUUUCUGCCACCUGUGGUGCUGUUAUAGAAGCAAAGUACGAUGGAGUUAUAACCAAUGAUCGGUUUAUCAGCCAAAAUCGCCAUAAUUGUACUUGGGUCAUCUUAUCACACGAUUUAGGAGAAAAAAUUAAACUUACCGUGGAACACAUGUCAAUACCGCGUAGUAGUGAAGUAAUGUCAAACAAAGAGUGCCCUUCGUCAUUUUUAAAAUUUUUUGACGGUAACGAUAUUAAUUCUCCGGUAAUUGGAGAAUAUUGUGGUUAUAAGGUACCUAGUGCAAUUAUCAGUCACGGCAGCGCGCUAACAAUCAUGCAUGGAACAUAUGGUGACACUUUGAGCGGUUCUUUUACAGCACACUAUUCGACUUUAUCAAACGCAUGUGGAGGAACAAUAUCCUCCGAAGAAGGAUCAAUCGCUUCGCCAAAUUAUCCUCUCUCUUAUCCUCUCGGAACCGAUUGUGACUGGACAUUACGAGCAUCUCCCGGAAACAGUAUGUAUAUAACGUUUGAAGCUUUCAAUAUAGUUUACUCUGAUCGCUGCAAUGAAGAUUACUUAGAAAUACGAGAAAAUAAUGGUGGCGGUCGGUUGUUGGGAGUUUAUUGUGGAGAAACUUUACCGGUAAAUACCACUACUGGUUCAGCAAUUUACAUAAAAUUUCAUAGUGGUUAUCAAAAUUCCGGUACAGGCUUCUUGGCUCAUUUUGGAAUUCUGCACCAAAACGAGAUAACAGAUAAAUCCCAAGGAGAAAUAUCGUCUCCGCUUUAUCCUCACCCCUACAACAGAGAAGGUGAAUUUUCAUGGCGUAUCAUUGGUAAACUGACCAGUAGUAUUACUUUAAAUAUCGAUGAAUUAGUAAUUCCAAAGCGAGGCGAAGCCUGUGAUUGA